Molecule: messenger RNA, 726 nt
Organism: Anarrhichthys ocellatus (wolf-eel)
Lineage: Eukaryota; Metazoa; Chordata; Actinopteri; Perciformes; Anarhichadidae
Gene: mrpl34
Product: mitochondrial ribosomal protein L34
Exons: 2
Coding region: 92-466 (124 amino acids)
Biological process (GO): translation
Cellular component (GO): ribosome; mitochondrial large ribosomal subunit
Molecular function (GO): structural constituent of ribosome
Source: RefSeq, a predicted model, not a curated record
GCCAAUCAUCUUGCUUCAUAUUCGCAGGGAGCUGACAGACCUGUGACUUUCACCGUUCCCAUGUCUGUGUCAACUGUAUAAAUAUCUAAAGAUGAACAUCAUACGGUCGUCUGUUUCCCGACUGUGUGGACUACGCAAUUCCACCAGCUUCCUUGCAGGGAACCUUGCAGUAACUGGCAACUCUCACCUUAGAUUGUUCAGCAACUGGAUUGUGCCCCGAGCAGCUGCAGGACCUCAGAUUUCCAGAUGUGGGCCACUUUCUUCACAAGCUGAGGGUUCAGGCGUGUUCAGGCAGCUUCCGUGGCAAUACCAGCAGGUGCGGACAAGGAAGAGAGGCACAGAGUAUCAGCCCAAGAACAUCAAGCGCAAGAGGACCCACGGCUGGAUCAAGAGGAUGAGCUCACAAGGUGGCAUCGAGGUGAUUCUGCGCCGCAUGUUAAAGGGACGGAAAUCACUCUCGCACUGAAGGACCUUGAUGGAAAAGACUUUCAGAAAGCAGACAUUGGUUCAGAAAUGCUGCCAUUGCUCAGCAAACGUUGUGUAUUGGGUUAACUGGUGAUACUGGGUGUGGGUUGGGUUGGCUUUCCUGCAUUAUUAGUGGGCGGGAGGGGGAAAACGGGCCUUCAACAACAUUUGCCUUGAGCAAAAAGAAGCCUUGUAGUUUCACCCAGUUAUUCUUUAUCCAUAAAGUUUUGUUCAUAUCAUUAUUAAAUGUUGUCAGAAGUC